AUGUAUAAAUACAGCAUCAACAGUGUUGUCAAUCAGAUUGAAGUCUCAACGUCUUCACGUGAAGAAGCGAAACAGAGAAACAAAGAGAGUGAGAAAUUAGCAGACGAUUUACUUCCAGCACCAUUAGAAGAAAUCCAAAAAAGCAGAAAAAAAAAUAACGUUCCUUAUUCCCACCAAAACUACUUCGUUUUCAUCUUCUUCUUGUUCUUAUUGACUUUUGGUUUUUUUUCUGUAACCAACUCAGAAGGAAACAAUGAAAGGCUGUCAAUACAUUGUCGUCAGUUUGCUAUUUGCUGCGUUGGUGUCUUCGGUGUCCUGCCAAUGGUUUUACAACAAUCAACUGAACUGCUUUGCCCGUUGCAUGACUUGCCUUAUGACCGGGCUCGACUGUGAACCUCACCAUCCAUUCCCAUCAGGCUAUGAAGAGUGCCAGUUCAACUGCAUAUUAGAACACGCGACCGUUUAUCAAACCCUUUCAGCAAUUCAAAACGGUUUACAUGUUUGCAGGGAGAGAAAAACAAGAGACCUCAACGUUCUUAACUCGUGUGUCCGUCAUCAAAUUAGAGUUAUGUUCCCAGAAGUCUAUGUGCAGUUAACUUGGAUGCCUCAAACCAGAACAGCAUACUGAAAAACUUGCUGAUUCUUUUUUUUUCAUUUUGAAUGUAAAAUUGCAUGUAAAAUUGAAAAUAUCAAAUUAAUUUUGAAAUAUAUUUCAAAGCUACUGAACACAAAAAGAUAUUUCCUUUUAAAUAUGUUGUGUGUCAAAAUAAUUAUGAAAGACAUGUACAGCAAUUAACAGAAAGGAAAAUAAACAGAUAUGGAUAAACUCA
Molecule: messenger RNA, 830 nt
Organism: Octopus bimaculoides (California two-spot octopus)
Lineage: Eukaryota; Metazoa; Mollusca; Cephalopoda; Octopoda; Octopodidae
Source: RefSeq, a predicted model, not a curated record